AUGGGACGCCUAAUCCAGUAUGCAGAUUUAUAUGAGUUUAAAUCCACCACAGACUCCAGUAACGAUAAUCUGGAGAUCACUUGCGUUCUUGUACUUCAUGAAACCGUCAUUUACAAGGAUUUGGAACCGGUGGUUGAAUUAAGUAUGUUCAAUCAAACAAAACAUCUCAUCCUGUCUCAUCCGGUCAGCCCACAGCUGUUUCGUCAGUCGAUUAAAUCCAAUCGGGAACAGAUUGCCACCAAUCUGAAUCAGUGCGAAUAUCCGACCGAUCCGGAAUGGUUUCGCAACAGUGCGAACUAUCCGCGAAUGGAAGAUGGUGUGAUCGAACUCGUUUUCAAGGCCGAUAUCGGUUUUCCAUCCGGUUGGAUUCUGAUCUGGUCCAUGUUUGAAGUGGAUGAUCAAGUUAUUCCCGACCCAUGCUUACUAUCGAACGAGACAGUUGAAACGGAUUCCAAAAGAUUAAUUCGUGCAAGCUGUAUGAUUCAACCGAGACAUGUUGCCCUGUUUAUCGCGACCGUACACAGUCUGGGCAGUGUCGUGGACAAAACACAAAUCAACACACGUUUAGCACAUAUCGUUUCUAACAAUAUAUCUGCUUGGACUAAGAGGAUCAACCCGGUCACUCCUCAGUCGGAGAUUGAUAUGUGUUAUGUGUUUGAUUAUUGUCUAGUAAAGCUCCGUUUCGGUUGGCAUGCAUUCGUUUACGUCGGUGACCCUAUUCUCAUGCAGGGUAGAUUAGGAAGACAUAACUUAUCUGAUGUCAGAUGCUUCUUUCGAACCAACCGUGACAGUAUACCAAUGCCCCUAUCGGAACGUUUCAUCUAUCAAGAUGAACCUAUGUUUGAUCGAUUUCUGCUUCGUACCAACACCUCUCUGCUGACCGAUUCCGGUUGGUAUGAAUGUGAAAUUCGAAACUACAGGGGCAAUUCGCCCAGUGUCGGGAUGCAUUCACGUCUACUGCUCGUGCUGCCAAAAAACGAUUCAAUCGGAUGCUCAAUGACCGUAUUACGAAAAAACGGUCGAUUUCCGCUGAAUAGACAAAUAAUCGAGAACAAUACUUUCUAUUUGUUGAGCAAUCAGAUUGCCCUGGUUCACUGCCGAUAUGCACGUGUUUUGGAUCUGUAUUACAAUAUCACACGAAGGCUUCACUAUCGUAUGUAUAAUGAUCACAAAGAACGUUGGCAAGAUGAUUUCCCUGACAAAUUUGUUGAACCAAUCUCCGAUAUUGAUGAUGAGCCGACUGAAACAACCAAUACCAUCAUGUAUAGGAUUAGGGCAAUCAGAUCGCGUUACUAUACGGGAAUGCUUGAUGUAGCCUGUGAGUCUAUCAUUCAAGUGACUGCACCAGCUUGGGUUUUAAAACCACCGGUCAAUCGGCUCAUUUUACGAUGUAAUCAAUCAUUCACCAUCCAAGAACCUGCUAACGGAGAACUGGAAUUUCGUAUUCUUUCACACCCGAUAACCACUAAACCGAUCGCAUUGGGCUCCCAAAUCGAAUGUGCCGGAGGUUACGGUAGACCGGGAUUAACGUACACAUGGACCCGAAUUCGUUCUGUACCCUAUUGGAAAGAGAACGAGGAGAAUACCGAGGUGAAACCGGAUAUAGAUGUUGACCUAUUGAACGACAUUCCCAGUCUGUUGCCGGCUGAUUUGCCAGGUACAGGUUGGGGUGAUCCUCUGAAACCGCUGGCCGAUACACCCAGUGGGGAACCGAAAGCGGUCGAUCACCUUCUGUACGUUCCUUCGGAUCCAGACUACCGAGGAAUGAAUUAUCUGUAUCUUUGUACCGGUGAAAAUGUGGUGGAGAAUAAAACAUACACAAUCCGACGCUAUUUUCAUCUGUCCAUACUGAUUUGUUCGAAUCGACGAAUCAGUUUGGACCUCUCGUUAGUGCUUUCUCACAAUCUGUUCUCCGCCUGUGAAUUGUCCACAAGCGCUAGCGAUCAAAUUCAUUUCUACGGUUAUUAUUUUCUCACAAUGAUUCGUCAAUUGAUUUUCGGAUUACCUCGAGGAGCCAAAAAUGCACGUGUGGGCAUUUUAAUAUUUGAUCAACCGGAAAUGGAUUUCUAUCGUAACUAUACAAUCAUCCCAUUCGAUUCGAAUCUGGACCGAAUAGCUCUGGCCCGUCGGCUGUAUUCUCGCUCACAAAAGCCGAUCACCGACAGACGUAAGUGUAACGAAUAUUCUUAUAGUCUGAACCGAUUGCUUCCACCAUUGAAACGGAUGCAUUCCACUGGAAACAAUCGUCUUCAAGUCACUGUCCUCCCCGUGGACGAAUUGACUAAUGUGAGCCUCUCCCACUCGGGUUUCCAAGCAAUUCGAAUGCUACAAAAUUUAGACGUUCAAUUCUUACUCACAAUGAUUCGUCCAAAUGGUAGUUUGUUCACGAAGCCAAUGAAUGAUCUGUUGGAAUUGUUGAAACCUGAUCAUGUGAUCACUCUGACUCCAUUGUUACCCACAGUCACGGAUUGCGAUAGUUGCAAACUGGGUGCGAGCGAUGCACGAUUGCGCAUAUCUCGCCUGCCAUUUUUUGAUGCGAUCUGUCAGGUCGGAGGCAGUCCAAUGCCGGAACCAGUUGGACCACCACAAUUUCAAUUUCCCGUUCCCGAGCACUUCUGGGUGCAACAAUAUUCGCUCGGGAUCGGUUGCAUAAUGAGACCAACAAGGACAUUUACCAAAUGGGAAACGACAGUAGAAUUUGUCAUGUGCUUGUUAAAUUCAAACCAAACAAAUCUAAUGUCCGGAAGCCAAAAACAUCCAUCACUUCAAAACAUUUCGGAUUCAUGUUCGAACCGACUGGGACUGAGUGCCCAACCAGUACUUCCUAAUGGGAAUAAUGAUUCAUAUGGGAUUACCGCGAUAUAUCCAAACAAAAAGUACCCAGUCUCUAUAUUCGUGCUUUGUUAUUAUCGCGUUGGAGAAGCCGAGCCUGAGGUUUACGAUCCCGUUCACUAUCGGACCGCUCACGUUCGUUUGCGUAAGCCGACAGUGAAUAAACCUAUAUUGUUUUUGAAAACACACGGGCCUGGGGGUGCAAUACAGUUUUUGUGCAUCUAUGAAGGCUAUGCUAAUGACCUUGAAGUGGUCCUCGUAUUCAAAUACCCACUGAUUAAAUCAAAUACUAAAGUGAUGAUCUAUCAGAUUGUGACUCGAAGCUGGCCCAACGCCCAACCACAGAGCAAGCUCUGCGAGGCCAAAUUGACCUGGGUGGAUGUGAUAUCACUGUCUAAAGAUCAGGCAUUGUAUUGUCUUGUCAGGCCUCGAAGUGAUGAUAACUAUCUGAGACGUCUAAACGAACUGCCCAAAGAAGAAGAUUUGACCAAAUACAGUGCACCACUGAGUGGUUUGAGCUUUUCCUCCCCUUUGGACUCAUUACGUGAGGGUUCUCGGGUUCAGUUCGACUGCGUCUUUCCAUCUUCCUCUCAUGGUUUGCCAUUGAAAAUGGUCUAUUCAAAUCAACAAAAUGCAGUAGUAUUGUGUAACGUGGUCAAACCUCUGGAACUCCAAACGUUUAUCGAAUCGGCCAAUGAAACGGAGCACGCAUGUCAGUUCGCAUCUCCACUAGACACAGAUUGCACUCGGUUUGUCCGUGCACCCGAGACAAACAACACGUUCUAUGAGUCCCAAUGCCUUGUUCGGCGUGAACGGGCCUCAGCUCAGAUCUAUCGAACUAUCCGAUUCUCAGUGAACAGUCUUCAAAUAGUUGAUUUCAAUGCAUUGGUCUAUUGUCAAGGUAUUGUUACGCUAUUUCCGCACACACCAAAAUCGGUGUCAAAGAAAAGCUUCUUUUCCGAAAUCAUUCAGUUGCCAUUCCCUAUCGGUCCGAAAAUUUCCCAAUUUGUGUACGAUCCAAGGGAGGAAAUUUGGAAAUGUCAUGCCGUUUUGUAUCCGCCAAAUAAAGAUGGAGAAAUUCGUAUUAUUCAAACAGACAAUCAUCGACUAGGUGAUUAUCUGAAAAAAUACAAAUCUACGAUCACAUUCAUAUCUACCCGGCCGAAAAUCAUCAAUGUUCACAAACCAAUGAUUACACCCAAGCCAGUAGACUAUGCAGUUUCAAUUCGUUUUGAGCCCAAAUUGUCACAUAAAUCCUCCAUUCCUCAUGGUCAAGUUCUCUUACGUUGUUCCGUUGCUGGAAAAUCGAAAGAAUUAGAAACAGAUACAAAGGAUACCACAUCCGGGGAAAUUAUUGAGCCACAUAUCAAUCACGUCGGUGACACAAUUUUCUAUGAGUGCAAAUUGAGUUUUAGUCGGGACUUAUCGCCAAAGCGAGUUCAUCUGCACCGGAUUGCCCGAACCAGUUGGUUGCAAUACGACCGAACUUUAGUAUUCGUCAAUCUGGAAGAGAAAUCGAUAAAACAGAGUAUUUCGGGUCCUACGGAGAAGGAAAAUUUAAGAUCUCUAAAAGUAAUCCCCCUUGACUUGAUCAGCUCAACGGAAAACUUUGAGUACAGUUGUACCGUGGAUUCUGGUCCAGAUUACAUGCUGGUACGAUUCAACGUUGGACCGAAUACGGAAUUUGACAGCGGCGAGUACUACUGCUCCGUGGGGACGUCCAAUCAGAUCUACUUAUACAGUGAACUGCAAUUCAGUGUCUUUCAAGGGGAAACAAGAACUAUAUCGUUAGCUCAACGUUCUGCGGAACAUUCUUCUUUGUGGUUCCAACCACUGAGAGCCAUCUACGUGGGCGACCUGGUGCACACACGAUGCAUAGCCUGGACCACGAAUCCAUCUGAUCGGGCAGUCAGUGUGUUUCAACUGAUUCCGGUCAAACCCCCGACUGGCAUCAAUCGCACCGUGCUCGUACCAACGCACAAAAGUGGCAUCAUCAUUCGUAUGAUGGAUCAGUAUGAACGAGUUGGACGAAGUCUUCCUCACACGGAUUUCGGAUGUCUUCUAAUCAGUCAACAGUCUGUCGAACAAAAGGUAUACAAAGUACCCCCGGUCGUAUGCAAAGCACCCACAAAACUCUACUGGGAACCGGACAACUUGGAUGUGUACACGACUAACCAUCGUUUGAAAUGUAACUCAAGAGACGGAUGUCAUAAUGGAGUUGUACGCUGGGAGUGGACUGCCGGUCCUAUUCCUCGAAUUUCGAUGCCCACAGACGACUGGAAUCCAAAGAAGAUAGUGGAGGGUGAAAUAUUGGAAUUGAGCAGGUUAGCACGCGCUGGACACUAUAUUUUUCGCUGCUCCGUUAUCUGUCCAUGCCAUCCACAUCCACUGGGGGGAUCCAUAGUUGUGUCUUUCUUUCUUCAACCGGAUAAAGAAGACUAUCGGUUGCGAGAACUGCAUAAACCAGACAAUCUACUGAAGGAUACUGAAACAGAUGAACAUUUGGAUAUCGACUUCCGACCACCCUUGUCCAAAUCUCAUCCCGAAGUAGAAGAUGAUAGCGACUACGUUCUAUUAACCACGCUUCGGCUUAAAUCACAAAAACAAACUAAAUUCGACCAAUGUGUCCCGGAUGACGCUUGGGGUGAAACGUUUGUUUGUUACCCUCCACAAAUGCCCCCUAAAGAAACUCCAGUCAUUCCCGAUACUGAGUUACCCCGUAAAAAAGUAAUGGUAAAAAUCUCGCGAAAAAUCGGUGAUGAUCAGGUGGAAUUCAUACCAGUUCCAGAUGGAUUACGCGGUGAAAGUGAGCUCACGUCAUCCGCGUUACUGUCAGCUCGAAACGAUACACGAUGGUUAGACAAAAUCUACGAGGAAGUAGAUCAGUUCUCUGAUGGCAAAUUUACGCGUGAUGAUAAAAUGAUCCCCAAGAAAAUGAGUCAACGAAUCUUCGACUUUCGAUGGAAGAUGUGGCGUGACCGAGAGAAGAUUAUGGGUAAGUACCGAGCAGAAUGGGCCAAGCGUCCAAUCAAAAAAAGCUUUUUGGAUAUGCGUGAUCUUCCGGACCGAUUUCAACCUCCGAUCGAUAAAUUUGUAAUACCUCCUCGAAGAAAAUCUUCAUCAAAAGCAUAUUUAAGAAGGAGACCUAAAAAGCGAUGGUUUCGACCGGUCAAACCAAAUGAAUUCGCAUCAGAUUUUGAAACCGUAGAACAACACAAAAUAGCUAUCCCUGACAAUGGAACUGGAAUAUACGAUUAUUAUGACCCGGUUGAAUGGGAUCACUCCCGAUGGACCAAACGACCGUGGAUGUCGAAACAAAUAAAAGAUCAACUGAAUUAUUGGCAAGAACUGGAGUCACAUAUACUGUCAACAGAAACAGACAAAUUCCGUUCACAUGAAUCUUCCCGAACAAUACGCGGGCACUCUUCGAACGCCCUCCGAUUGUCAUCUAGUCGAGAAAGUGUCCCUACGGCAGGAGGUAAAUUCGGUGCACCCCGGGGGUUGGAUUCCUCAACAACAGGUGAUAUAAGACAAAGCUAUUCCGGGCGAGAAGACUUGAGAUCACACGAUACCUAUUCGACGAGUAACACAUGGGACCGGUGGAAACGAUUUUCGAUAGAGGAUAUCCAUCCGGACCUGGCAGAAAAUGGCUACGAAAUCAAAUCAUUAAAACAUGCCUGGCCCUCGAAAAUGUCUGAAUUCUUUCAAGGUAUCCAAUGGAAUCGUUGGAUUGAUUUUCUAUCAAGACGGCGAAACAAAUCGCCACCCGAUUCCGUGGAUUUCGAUCGAAUACCUUCGCAUAUAGACCAGCACAAUUUGGAUUCCGUCACACUCACACGAACAAUCCUAAUGUUACCGGGUGUGGUCACUAUACGAUGCCCUUUUCUAGAGUACUGGUCAGAAUAUGCGUAUCAACCAGUAACACUGUACUGGUCCCGGGUUACCACUUUGGCUGAUUUCCACCAAAACAACGUGAAACCAAUUCUGAGCGUCUCGUUUCUCGAAAGACAGUUGGAGAUGAGCGAAGACAAUCAGGAUGAGGAAUCGCGGUUCUUCAUUUAUCCCCCACUUCGAUGGUCACAAAUGCAAACGUUGGACAUCAAACCUGUGUUCGUAGGCGAUUAUGGCUACUACAUUUGUACAACUACAGUGGCCGGAUAUUUUCGUGAUUCUAUGGCACAUAACAUAACCAAAGUGGCACCCUAUCCACUGUGUUUGGUGCCCAAAUUGAACAAGCCGGUAAUUCGGAUAAUUCGGUCCAAAACCUAUUUGUCCACAAUCACGGACGAAAGUAACGAGGCUCAAUUGAACGUGACCAUGGACUCGAACGUAUGUGUAGAGCCGGGCGAAGAGAUCAUUCUACUUUGUCAGAGUAUGGCCUAUCAGAUGUUCUGUGAAGGACCGGAUGAAUACUAUCACGGUUACCGUCUUGUUCGAACGCAUCUGGUCGCUCGACUGUUCGGAUUAGAAACGGGACUGUACGAAGUUUUGGAUAACAAUUUCCCGGUACACAUGCUCGGAUUGGGAGCUUGGCAAAUCACCAGUACCGGUGAAAGAAGUUUAAAUCAAGCCUGGUCAUUGAACGUGACCGAAAAACAUGAUCGUGCUACAGUGUAUUGUCAUGCCGAACCAACCCUUAUUCGACCAUUUGCCCCACCGAUCCCGCACUGGUCAUGGUUGUUGGCCGAAUUUAAACAACUGAAAAGCCAGGGUGCUUUCCGAAAACUGUCACAUUCACGGUUGUGUGUGAACAGCCGGCGAUCGGAUUUGCGACUCGAAGUGGAACAUGAGCGCAGUCCUCUUUCUCUAGAUGUGGACCAAGAAGUGAUAAGCAUACGACCGGGUCAGGCAAUUUAUUGCCACUCACGUCCGUUGACUUCCCUCACACCGGAAUUGCAUGUGUUCGCAAUUCGUGCGGAAAGAUUGGACGCGGCCAAACUGCGUGGAUUAAGCAAUGCGGAUGCGUGGAUAGAUUUUCUGCGAAUUUUAGGUCAUUGGCAUAUCGAUUCACUCAAACGAAAAGCCCGCCUGGUCGUACCGGGUGAUGUGGAGAAUGGCGAGUUUUAUUUCAUUCUGUGCAGUGCAUCUGAGGCACAAAAGAAUGAGAGCAUCAUCAUUCGUAUUCACGUGACAGAAAGAACGUUUCUGGGGCGGUUAGACAUUCAACGUACCGUCUGUGUGACAGCUAUCGUCGCAACAUUGUUGUUCUAUAUGUGUCUUCGAUGGUAUUUGGUCUAUUUGCGGAGACUGCGCACAACGCAUCCACGUCGAAGAAAUAUUGCCACGGUUGAGAAAGGAUUUCCCAGUAUAUCCUAUAAAAACGUAAAAGAUCCUUGA
This is a messenger RNA of Echinostoma caproni, 8169 nucleotides long. NCBI's taxonomy places the organism in Eukaryota, Metazoa, Platyhelminthes, Trematoda, Plagiorchiida, Echinostomatidae. The record is from the annotation of a GenBank genome assembly.